AUGUACAAAGGUCCCUAUAAAUUACGAGCUGUUGGAUAUCAAACUGAUGAUUAUUUCGUGCGUUUUCAUAAUUAUUGUUGGAAUGUCAAGUGUCCACGGCCGGGAGCAUCGGUGGAUUUCUUAAAGCUUACAUUACAACUCAUGAACUCAACUAUGGAGAUAGUGCCAAUCGAUUCAGAUGUUGAUGCAACUAUCAAGAUGAUAGCCAAUGGUACAGCUGACAUUAGCUUAGAAGAUUUGCGUAUGACAACAGCCAGAUUAGAUGUAGUGGACUUCACCUAUCCUACUAACUUCAUUCAUUUCGGUUAUUUGUUAAGAGAAGUGCCUGAACUAGAAGUGGAAGAUUAUAUUUUAGCUUCAUUUGAUUGGAGUGUUGUUGUGCUUCUGGUGACGUUUGGAAUUACCGUUGGACUUUUGGCAUAUUUUUAUUCAAGACUCAUUUUGCGUACAAAACAAUCAUGUUUUCAAUGGAUUUUUCGGGGAUGUGUCAGUAUGCGAAAAAAGUUAAAUUUUUAUUUCAUUCAUGUUGUUAUGACUUUUCAGUUUUGUUGGGAUGCUGGAUAUUCUGUUAGCUUUCUCACUCUAUCACAUGCUAGAGGGACAAUUUUUCGAGAUCUGAAUGGUGUUUUGGAUGCUGUCGAGAAUAAGGAAUGGAUUAUGGUUAUACAGGAGAGAGGCUAUGAUCCAGCUGAGUAUGCCAAUGCUGAACAGCUUAAGCGGUUAAAAAACAUUCCAAAAGAUCGAAUCUUGAGAGUUGGCUCUAACGAUGAUUAUCUGACCAUCGUUUCGCAAGAAAAACAUGUCGGCUUCGGAGCAUAUACGAAUGACAUGGAAAAAUAUCCUAUCGUGAACAUUGAUUUUCGAAUAAAACUUCUGUUUGUACGAGAUGAAGUGAUUGCUCCAGAAUAUAUGGCUUUUGCUAUAAGGAAGAACUCUUCCGAUCUUCGCGAACGUCUUAACAGAGCUUUAGCAGAAAGUACUUUAGGAUACAAUAACAUUAGAGGAAGGUAUUAUGGUCCAUUUUUGGAAUAUACAAAUCAUCACUAUCAGCCAACACGUAACUUAACACUCACACACUUCAAAGUCUUAUUCAAAUUCUGGAUGAUCUUUGUGGUUAUAGCCAUAGCCCUACUUGUCUUCGAGAAUGUCUAUGCACGUGUCAAAUGUAAAUACCUCCACUAUAAGCUAUAUAUUAAUCCAAAUAAUCAUUUUAUUCGCACGAAUCUCAUCAUUUUGCCAAUCAGACGAUCAUCCAGCCCCAUCAAUGAACUCUACGGUCGUUUUCAUAUCACAAAUUAA
This is a messenger RNA of Auanema sp. JU1783, 1299 nucleotides long. Lineage: Eukaryota; Metazoa; Nematoda; Chromadorea; Rhabditida; Rhabditidae. The record is from the annotation of a GenBank genome assembly.